UUUUCAUUUUACAUUGUAUUAUAUCGACCAUUGAAUUCUUCAUAUUGAACAAAAAAAUAAUUUCUGACUUAGCACGAGUGUUAUGUCAGGUGUAUGUAUAACAAACCCGUGGAGUCUUGACUGAAAUCGUUUAGGCAUAGAACAGUUCAAAGGUAGAUCAUUCAGUCACUUUUGAUGAACACAUGUGUAGAUAACGAUAUUUCCAAAAUAUUAAUCAAGUCAUUGAUUUCAUCAGCCUUUUUGAGAACAAAACCAACUGCAUUGCUUCGAUUGAAAGAUUGAUAAUUAAUUAUAUACCCAAAAUUCCUUAAUUAGCCCCCGGAGGCUCAAUAAUUUGGGGCAGUUAUUCCGAAUAACGGCGUAAAAAUUUUCCGACGAGAGAGGACUUCAAAGAGAUGGUUGCAAGAAAUUGAUCCAUUUAGGACUACUUGCUAGCGUCGCGCGUUGCAUGUACACAUGAUGUUCGGAAAAUGAACAGAAUUAUAGCCCUAGAUAAUGGAAUCUCAAAUCGUCUCCCCAAUUAUCACGGGCUACCGUUUGCAUGCCCAUGAAGAAAUACAAUGUAAAAAAACAAUGCAUCGUUGAAUACCCCAAUGCACUUGCUCUGCCUGCCAUCGAAUUUCGCCCACAGGUAGCAAGAGAUUGGUAAGCAAGACAUGAAGUGAAAUUCACCAAUUAGUCACAGUGCUGCGUAUGAAAAGAAUAAUUGCAGCGGUCAUUUCCAGAAAGCUUUUAUCCUUGACGCAAUACUGGGCUGCAUCGUGAUAGUUGAACUGGGCACAUCAAUGCCUCAACAACUUCUUGCUGAAACCACGCAAUAGGAAAUCGUUACUGUCGUAGCAGCAUUAAAGAAUUAAUUUCCAGUCUGAAAUAAAAGUUUAUUGUUCGUAAUUUGGACAAAUGGAUUCCGACAUGACUGAAAAUAGACCCCAGAGCUCCACACUUGGAAAACCCAGCGAAAGACUUGAGCGCGAAAUGGAAGCAAAUGCAUCGCCUUUAUUGACUGACCGUAGUUUUGGAAAUGAAAGAACUGCCGAGGAAAAAGAAGACAGUGGUGUUUUUGAUUUUGGUUGUCAGUAUUCAAAUGAUUCCGGAAAAACGGCUGUAUCCUUUGCAUCCUGGAGCUAUGAAAUUGUUCAACACUUGAGCCAUUGCUCGUAUUCAGCUUUUGAGAGUAUUUCCAUGCAGGACUUGCCUUCCCUUGAUCGUCGCUCAUCAGCCUGGCUUGCUGGCAUCAACGUCCAAAGUAUGAUUUUAGGCACAAGUGUCCUUGGUUUCCCUUUUGCAUUCAUGAAUGCAGGCAUAUGGGCCAUUCCACUUGUUGUCAUUAUCGGCACCGCAGCAAGUGUUUCAGCUGGCCUACUACGAGAUUGUUUGUAUCAAAAUUCUCGGAAGCACGGUCGUCCAAAGCGUGUCAGAAGGACCUAUGUUGAUGUUUGCAAUGGGGCUUGGCCCAUGUAUGGGCGAACAAUAUCAGAGUUGAUCGUGUUUAUAGGCCUUUUGAGAAAUGUGAUCGUUUUGAUAUUGCUAACAAACCUUAGCGUCCAAGUACUCGGUGACGUGCUUCGAAUAGACAAAGGAAUCAUCACAGUCUCUUGGGCCUUUGCAGUAUUACCGUUUUUAUUCAUAAAGCGAGUUUCUUCUCUGGCAUGGAUCAGUUUCAUUGGACUAUCACUGUAUCUCGUAGCACUUGCAGCCAUUUUGGUCCAGUGUCUUUUGCAUUACCCUUCGUGGUCUUUUGCCAACCUUCACUUUGAUUUUCACAUCGAAAAAAUUGGGUUGGCUGCAGGGAUUAUCAUCAACUCCUUCGCGCAGCAUUUAUCUUUCCCCCCCGUCGAAGGAAGCAUGAGAAAACCCAAGACUUAUCGCCCGACGUUUUAUGUAACAUUUGCCAUUAAUGUUAUUGUCAAAGUUUUCUUUGGUGUGUCAGCGGUGUUGACAUAUGGAUCUUGUACUAAACAGUCAAUUACUGGCAACCUUUCAGAUCGCAAAAUAUCCGUUCCCUCCAAUGCUGCUAUCGCGUUUUUCGCAUACUUCACUUUACCAAUGCAGAGUUUUGUAGUUUUUGAUUUGAUUGAUUCGAAGUUUUUGCCACACUUUCCAAUUUUCAAGAGUUCCGCUAGCUGGAGCUGGAUGUUCCUAUCACGGUCCGUUGUCUUGGUUACUUGCCUCCUUGUAGCUGUGUUAGUGCCUGAGUUUGGCCUCCUUGUCAGUUUUGUUGGCAGCAUUAGAGGAAGCUUCGUCAGUCUCGUGUUCCCACCACUAUUCUACUUGAAGCUCUUUAAGCAUAAAGUAGGAUACGUGAGAAAAAUCCAGUGUGUUGCUGUUGCUCUCAUUGGUCUAUCACUGGGUAGUGUAGGGAUAUACUCUUCGUCAAAAGCAGUUAUCUUGCUAUGGGUCUAACGAACUCCGUAUGGCUGUAUAAUUCAGCAGCGUAUCGCAGAUCACUCAUGGAACCAACAAACAAUUGACUCGCACAUUUUGUAUAAUCCAGUCAGAGCUAGAGUAACUAAAUUUACUCGUCAUUUUAUUAUUUUGUUUAAUUGUUUGUACAGUUCUUAGCACUUGCUAACAAUUUUUCCACGGUUGGUUUCAAAUCUUCCAACUCCUAAAAAUGUAGCAAAGUCCUCUUUCUUAUCUGGCAAAUGGGCCAAGAAGUCUGUAGCUAAAACCAUUUUUUCAACAACCGUCUCUACCUUCACCAUUUCAAAUGUUCUCCCCGGGCGUUUUUGAUCGAAGUAUGUUUUAUAUUUUGGAGCAAUAUUACUCACAACUUUUGUCAAACUCUUUCGAAAUGCUCAAAAAUGUUUUUUACACCUCCCCCCAUCCUACUAACACAACUUCUAAUCACUUACCUUCGUUUACCUCAAUUUCAUAUAUUCUCGGUUAUCGUCAUUGUUUCAGAUAACGAUAGUCGCAUAUAAAACCUUUUUCUCUUUCUGAUAUCUCUGGUUGCAAACUAAGCUAGCCAAAUCUUCUAUUUUCUUCAAAAUUUCUAAACAGGUCAAUUUUAUUCCUUUCAAAAAUCAAUUUGUUUCAAUCUUUCAAGUUAUGUCGACUUUUUUUCUCCACAACUCUAUUCCCCAGACCUCUUUUUCCCAGUCAUUUACUUCCCAGACCUCUUCUCCCCGGCCUCCUCUCCCCAGACCUCUUCUCCCCGGCCUCCUCUCCCCAGACCUCUUCUCCCCGGCCUCCUCUCCCCAGACCUCUUCUACCUCGGCCUCCUCCAAUGUGGACUAUUUUCAUCCUUCCCUCUCCCUUAAAACAUAAAUAAAUUUCCUAUCGUUUCCAUUAGCGUCACUAAUUUGCCAAACUUAAAAUGAGUUUAUAUGUAACCGUUUAUUUUUCUUGAAAUAAUCUUGAAUUGAAAUCUUCAAAUUGUUUUUGACAAAUGAAAUAUUUUUAAUAGAGGGCCUCCUCGUUUGAAUUAAAAAUCUGUCAUUUGUUUAAAUAGAAGGUGCAUCUUGUAUUUUUCUUCAGUGUGAUUUGCUGCAAUGCUAUUUCUCGAUGUAAGUGGCACAAAUGGUUCUUAGCACAGGCACGAGGUAGCACGAGAACUUGCUAAUCAGGCCCGCAAAUUAGAGCGAUAGUUGUUCGACUUCUGGGCGUUUAUUAGUAUUCCGGGAUGCUAUGAUUGUAUUGUUUUUACUCCUCAUUGGGUCUUUUACAUAUCAUCUAAAAAUCAAAGAUAAUAUUUAGCAUCAUGUACAUGUCCAUGAGUCCGUAUAGUUGAAAGACGGAGGGUCAUCUGAGCACCCUUCUGUACAGACAAUCAAACUUUUAGCCAAAUUAACUAAUGAAAAAUCACAAACAUUAAGGCUCAAAAAUGGCAGUUGCUUUCAUUUCUAAAGGAUACGAAUCGUCAUGUAUUUGUAAUGAGAUGAACAAGAGCUUGAGAGAUGAACAAAUUUGCUCUGGAAUCUUGUUAACUCGUGUAUAUCCAGAAGUAUCAGAGCGUUGACCAAAGGGCUUGAUACGUAUUUCGUCAUGCAAUGCAGGGGGUAAUGCUCAGUUGUUGUAGUUUAAGGGGCUCUUAAAACUUCAGAAUUUAUACAAAUUUAUGAAAACUAAUAAAGGUUUGGGGGGUUUUUUGCCGACAAUGUGUUUUCCUGUUCACGCCUGCCCUGCCUUCUGCCCCCUCCUCCCAAAUCGAUAUUGGAGGAAAUUUCAUCUUUCUUCACUCACGAAAACAUUUUUUUAUAAUUUAUCUUGCAAAACUUUUACAAGUUCAGCUUGAAGAGGUAAUGUGUUUUUUCUACAGAAGAAAUCAAUAAUAGACCACUUCAAUUUGUAAAAAAGCUUCGUUUUUAGGCCAGGGGUCAUAUUGCUCUCACUGUCAUGUAAUGCAAGAACCCUUUUGUAAAAAUAUAGUAGCCCACGGUCAAUUGAAAAUAGAAAACGUGAUCAAUUUUUUCGUCUAUGAAUAAAUUUUUGAUACUGUGGCAUUGACUUGAAAUAUUUAGCUAGAUAUAUGAUUUCAGGGUAAUGUUUUAGCUGUUCAGCACAGUCUCGAGACACACCAUAAAAAUUCCCAAGCUCUCGUUUAAUAAGAAAUUCGAUCAAAACGCUUUAUGGCUAGAUUUUGGCUAUUCUA
Molecule: messenger RNA, 4594 nt
Organism: Rhopilema esculentum
Lineage: Eukaryota; Metazoa; Cnidaria; Scyphozoa; Rhizostomeae; Rhizostomatidae
Product: vesicular inhibitory amino acid transporter-like
Biological process (GO): amino acid transmembrane transport
Cellular component (GO): vacuolar membrane
Molecular function (GO): L-amino acid transmembrane transporter activity
Source: RefSeq, a predicted model, not a curated record